AUGAAGCGGUCGAUGUGGCCCUGCGAUUUCAGUCAAUGCAACAAACCUGCAACGCGCGUCCUUGGCGAUUGUGUGAUAUGUGGGAGUCAUCUCUGUUAUGAACAUCUUCAGGAGCGUUCUCAUACUUGCCCGUCCCCUCAAGACCAAGAUUACGAUCAACAGCUUGACAAAGCAGAGGAGAAUGAGAUUGCGCAAUUACUGCAUCGGAUUAAUUUCGAACAGCUUGAACUGAGAGCAAGCUCUGUACGCAACAACAUUCCUUGUCGAGUCGAAAUGCCUAAGAAUGACAAAGAUUCAAGAUGGUCCAUGAUGGGUGGGAUGAACCUUCACGUAAGGAUCAUCUUCGAAGACAAAGUCUGCUGGAUAGCCCGUAUACGGCGCUCCAACGCGACAUCACCACCAUCAGAGUUACGAGAUCGUAUCUUCAUGAGUGAGAUCCAAACGCUACUUUUCCUCCAGACGACCAACAUACCAACGCCGAAAGUAUGGGACUAUGCUCUAGAAGGACCAGAGAAUCCUGUUCGAGUUGGGUAUAUCCUCAUGGAUUGCAUGCCGGGAAAAUCCCUUGAUCGGUUUUCACUAUCCGAAGAAGGAAGAGACAAGAUCAUCGCACAGAUUGCGGACAUCUAUUUGCAACUCCGCGAAUUUCCCUUUGAUCGGAUCGGGUCUAUAGAACAGGCUGACGAGAAACACGUGGGACCUCUUGCUCGAGAGUGUUUUACCGAUUUCACCGAUUCCGGCAUUCGACCCCUCGGCCCUUUUUCAGAUCUGCAAAGCUACUACAAAGCCUCGAUUCAGCUACUGCUCGAUCUCAUUCACCGCGGCGAGAUACAUGCAGACAGGCCAACAUAUCUCAAGCACGCCGAUGACAAGGGGAGCCAUAUACUCGUCGAUGAAGAAAUGAACAUCACUGGAAUCAUCGAUUGGGAAUGGGCAUUCACAACGACAGAGCAUCUGGCCUUCAAUUCCCCAAUGCUGCUACUCCCAACCUGGGAUUUCUUUCAGGGUCUCGGUCGGAUCGGUGAGGAGGAACAACUGUUUGCCAAGUGCUUGGAAGCAAAGGGAGCCUCUGAUAUGGCGUCCUUUGUACGGGAAGGCAGAAAGCACCAUCAAUUCGCCUUUCUGUGUACUUUUGAUCUUGGUAUCAGCUUCCAAGAUCUGCAAAGCUUGUUUGGGGGGCUUCUAAACAGUAUGAAGGGUGUUGACGGACACAGCUGGGAAGAAUGGAGACAACAAGCUUUAAAACAGUUCGACCAGGAUCCUAGGUUAACCGACAUCCUGAGCAGGUCCGAGGGAUGA
Aureobasidium melanogenum CBS 110374 is the source of this 1299-nucleotide messenger RNA. RefSeq lists its product as uncharacterized. NCBI's taxonomy places the organism in Eukaryota, Fungi, Ascomycota, Dothideomycetes, Dothideales, Saccotheciaceae. The transcript has 3 exons. The coding region runs from base 1 to 1299 and encodes 432 amino acids. The record is from RefSeq and is a predicted model, not a curated record.